Messenger RNA from Physeter macrocephalus (sperm whale), 7332 nucleotides. RefSeq names its product DLEC1 cilia and flagella associated protein (gene DLEC1). Lineage: Eukaryota; Metazoa; Chordata; Mammalia; Artiodactyla; Physeteridae. Bases 1633 to 7215 code for a protein of 1860 amino acids. The record is from RefSeq and is a predicted model, not a curated record. The transcript has 33 exons. Gene Ontology annotation, cellular component: cilium; cytoplasm. Gene Ontology annotation, biological process: negative regulation of cell population proliferation. Gene Ontology annotation, molecular function: tubulin binding.
GCUCCGCGGCAUGUGGGAUCUUCCCGGACCGGGGCACGAACCCGUGUCCCCUGCAUCGGCAGGCGGACUCUCAACCACUGCGCCACCAGGGAAGCCCCAAAACCCAUUUUUGAUCUGGCCCUUGCCUAGCAGUUUCCUCCUCUCCCUGAGUUCUACCCCUGAACUUCUUUCAUUUCCUCCCAUUUGCAGUGCUCUUUCCCAGCUUUAGCAAAAUGGGGUCCCUCUGCAUGGAGUGCCCUUUUUCUUUCUCCCCUGGCUUACUCCUACUCAUUCUUUUUUUUCAUUUAAAAAAUGGAAGUAUAAUUUAUAUACAGCAAAAUUCACCCUUUAUGGUGUACAGUUCUGUGAGUUUUGACAAAUCCAUACAGUUUUGUGACCACCGCCACAAUCAAGACGUAGAACAGUUCCAUCACCCCAAGAAAUUCCCUCAUGCUCCUUUGGAGCCAACACUAGCUCCCAUCACCAGCUCCUGAUAACCACUGAUCUGUUUUCUGGUUUGCAUUUUCUAUAAACGGAUAUCCUCUAAAUGGAAUCAUUCAUUAUGUGUAUGUAGCCCUUUGAGAAUGGUUUCUUUUAUCCAGCAUAAUGCAUUUGACAUUCAUCUAUGCUGUCGUGUGUAUCACUAGUCUGUUUCAUCUUUAUUGCUGAGAGUAUGCUGUAUAUAGAUGUACCACAAUUUAUUUAUCUUUUUAUCAGUAGAAAGGACAUUUGGGUUUUUUCCAGUUUUUGGAGAUUAUGAAUAAAGCUGCUCAUAUAGGGCUUUGUAGGCACAAACGUUCUCAUUUCACUUGGAAUGACACCUAGUUGUGGGACUGAUGUAUGUUACUUUUUAAGAAACUGCCAAACUGUUUUUCAAAGCUGCUAUACUGGUUUGUAUUCCUGUUGCGAUACAUGAGAAGUUGCUCUACAUCCUCACCCGCACUCACGUGGUUCGUUCCCCUGUUUGUUCGUUCAUUCAACUUCUUGACAUUCUACUAAGUGUGUAGUGGUAUUGCACUGUAGUUUUAAUUUCCACUUCCUUGAUGGCUAAUGACGGUGAGUCUAUUCAUUCUUCUAAAUCUCUGCUUGGUCUUCACUUCUGCCAAAACCCCACUGUACUCGCUUUCUCUGUAGACUGGUUAAGUUCCUGUCCUUUGUGGUUCCAUGACAAAAGUUUCUCCACCUUGACCGUGGUCCACUAAACUGCAAUUGUUUUCCUGUUCUCGCCUUGCUCAACACUCUGGUCACACACACACACACACACACACACAGACACACAGACACACACACGGUUGUGAGCUCCGCGAGGGCGGAAGCUGCAUCUUCCUUUGGUAUCUCCAGCUCCUAGCACAGACCUGAAACAGAAUCUUUAUACAAUAAAUAUUAAAUGAACGAAUUAAUAAAUGCUGAACAACUUAGAGAAUGGGCAGAUGAAAGUAAAUAGGAAGAAGCUUUUGCAAUGAGACGGGCCUGGCUCUGCCAAUUAACUCUUUCUCUAUCGGUCCGCACACUAAGGUCCUCUCAAUAAAGGAAACACUGCCGUGCGAACGUCUACGAGGAGAACGACUCGACCGCACCCUUUAACAGACGCAAAGCGGAAGAGGCGGGCCGGAAGUGGAAGUGCGGCCGGGAGUUAGCGGCGUCUCAGUUGCCAUGGAGACUGGAAGGGGAGAGCGGCAGUCCGCAGAGUCUGGGUCCUGCGCCUUCGCUGGGGAGACGUGGACGCCAACCCCGCGUCCGACCCGGAUCCGCAGCCCCAGCCAGUCCUCCCUCGCCUACUCCGAGUCUUUCUACCACGGCUUCGGUGCUCGGCCCCGCCGCGUCUCGCCGCUCACGCUCCGGCCGCUCCUCGAGCCGCACCUGCUGCGCCUGCGCCCCACCUCGCUGCGCACCCAAGACAUCUCUUACUUGCUCACCGGCGUCUUUCGCAACUUGUAUACCGCCGAGGUGAUUGGCGAGGAGGUGAGUGCGAGUUUGAUCAAGGCCCGCGGCAGCGAGGAUGCUCGGCACGAGGAGUUCGUGGACCAACUGCAGCAGAUUCGGGAGCUCUAUAAGCAGCGGCUGGAUGAAGUUGAAAUGUUGGAGAGACAUAUCAUUCAGGCCCGCGCACGGGCCCUUGUGGAGAAAGAGUGGGCCAUGCACCAGGCCAAAGUACAGGUCCUUGGGCCAUUCAUCAAGAUGCCUCCAGUGAAGACCAUCUUCAGGUGGUGUGUGGACAACGAGUUGCUACAGAAGCACCAUUUGAUCUGCCCAAACGAUUACUGCAGCGAUACAGUGCCCUUUUGCUCUGCACCUAAAGGUGCCUUUGUCCCUGGAUAUUCAAAACUGACAUUUAGUUGUGAGAAACGUUCUGUCCCAAAGAAAGAGCUGACCAAGAAGCUUGCCUGCAGGAAGACGCCCUCUCAGUCUGAAGAGGAGACGGACUACACCAUGGACAGCCUGACGUGGGACUCAUCUUUUAAGGCCAAACUCAGAUCCAGAGCAACUGUCAAGAAAACAGGUUCACCGAAGAAUAAAAACUGGAUGAACCAUUUACGUGUGCCCCAGAGGCAGCUGGAGCGGCUUCUGCUUGCCCGGAUGGAGAGCCGGAACCGCUUCCUGAAAAACCCUCGCUUUUUCCCUCCUAACACUCCAUUCGGAGGCAAGUCUCUUCUCUUUCCUCCCAAGAAGCCAGCACUGAUAGGAGAAUUCCAGGAUGGAGAGCUGGAAGAGAGUUGUGCUGAUACUCCAGUGUUUCUAGCUAAGCCCUCAAUCGCAUUUUUCACAGAUUAUGAAAUUGGACCAGUUUAUGAGAUGGUGAUCUCGCUGCAGAACACCACGUCCACCAGCCGCCACCUGCGAGUCCUCCCGCCGUCCACGCCCUACUUCUCUCUGGGAUUGGGGAUGUUCCCAGGAAAAGGCGGAAUGGUGGCUCCUGGAAUGACCUGCCAGUACACUGUCCAGUUUUUUCCCGACUGCCUUGGGGAUUUCGAUGACUUUCUUUUAGUGGAGGCCCAGUCAGCGCACACGCUCCUGAUUCCCCUGCGGGCCCGGAGGCCGCCCCCAGUGCUGACGCUGUCGCCCGUGUUGGACUGUGGUUACUGCCUCAUUGGGGGCAUGAAGAUGACCAGAUUCAUCUGCAAAAACGUGGGCUUCAGCGUGGGCAGGUUCUGCAUUAUGCCUAAAAAGAGCUGGCCGCCGCCAAGCUUCAGAGCUGUUGCAACCAUCGGCUUUGUUGAGCAGCCUCCCUUUGGGAUCCUGCCGUCAGUGUUUGAGCUGGCUCCGGGGCAGGCCGUAUUCAUGCAGGUCCUGUUCCUCCCAACCAGCCUGGGAAAGGCAGAGCAGACCUUCAUCAUCGUGUGUGACAACUGCCAGAUAAAGGAGCUGGUGACCACAGGAAUCGGGCAGCUGGUGGCUCUGGAUCUGAUCUACGUUUCUGGUGAAAAAAGUCAGCCGGAGCCUGGAGAGCUCACAGACUUAACAGCCCAGCACUUCAUACGCUUUGAGCCUGAAAACCUUCAGUCCACGGCCAGCAAACUGCUGAUUAUUAGAAACGCCACGCACGUGGAGCUGGCCUUCCGCUGGCAGAUCAUGAAGCCCAACCUGAGGUCCCUAAUGCCUGGAGAAACCUACAGCCCAGACAGCAUCCAGUCCCACCCCGACAGGGAGACGGCCUUCUCCAUCGCCCCCGACACGGGAGCUCUCGAGCCCCACACGGACCACGAGUUCCUCUUGAGCUUCUCUCCUCGAGAGCCCCGGGAUUUUCACAGCGUGCUCCAGAUGGUGUUAGAGGAAGUCCCAGACCCCAUGAGCCUGGACUUGAAAAACCCGAAGGAUCCCUCGUACUCUGUGGAUGACGUGAUUGUCCUGGAAAUCGAGGUGAAAGGCUCCGUGGAACCUUUCCAGGUUCUCUUAGAACCAUAUGCCCUCAUCAUCCCCGGGGAGAACUACGUUGGGAUGAACGUGAAGAAGGAUUUCAAGAUGUGGAACAACAGCAAGUCAGCCAUCAGGUACACGUGGGGGAAGAUCAGCGACUGCCACAUCAUUGAAGUGGAGCCCUGCACGGGGACCAUCGGUACUGCAGGGACCGAGGGAGGGGCUGGCUGGGGAAGGAGAGCUCGAGGUGAAAGGGGCCUGUGCAGGGGUCCAUGGCCCCCUGAUCAGCUCCAGCCACAGCCUGGCCCUGUGGUGGGUAAGGAGUGCGCCAAGGCCAGGUAUCUGAGCCCGGCCACAGAGGGGACCUGCCCCAGCUUCCUUUCUCCGCGGCUCACCUUUCCCCUCCCUCUCUCAGAGCCCAACGAGGUGGAGGAUUUUCAGUUGAACUUUACCGGGGGUGUCCCUGGCCCGACGAGCCAGAACCUGCUGUGUGAAAUCAAAGACUCCCCCUCACCGGUGGUCUUACACGUCGAGGCGGCCUUUAAGGUGCCUCUGGUGGGGCUGGGCGGCUGGGCGGGGAGCCGGGGUAGGGCACAGAGCCCACGGCCCGGGUGGCCCAGUGACGGGCCCCUCUGGGUGCCUCAGGGGCCUGCCCUCGUCAUCGACGCCUCAGCCCUUCAGUUUGGUUUGCUGCGCCUGGGGCAGAGAGCCACAAACUCCAUCCAGAUCCGGAACGUCAGCCAGCUCCCGGCCACGUGGUCCAUGAAGGAGAGCAGGGUCUGCCUGCAAGAAAGGCAAGAGGGCGUGUCUCCCUUCGUCAUCGAGCCAUCCAGCGGCCAAGUUCAGCCGCUGGGGGAGUGCAGAGUGAGCAUCACGUUGGAGGCUCGGCACUGCCAGUGUCUGCAGACCGUCCUGAAGCUGGAGGUAGUAAACGGGACCUGCAGCCACCUGCCUGUGUAUGCCGAGGUGCAGGAGCCCUACGUGUACCUGCAGAGCAGCCAGGUGGAGGUCACCAACCUCUACCUGGGCGUGCCCACCAAGACACCUGUCACACUAAUCAAUGGCACGCUCCUGCCCACCCAGUUCCACUGGGGCAAGGACGAGUUGAUGGACCUGGCCCUCCCUUGUAACGUGUCGGGCAUGAAGGAGCCACUGGUUCUGGGCAUUUCCGGGAAACCCCGGGGACUGCAGGUGGCCAUCGCCAUCUCUGCAGAGGACAGCGACAGCAGCGUUGCCAGCACAGAGCUGUGGCCAGGCCACCUGGAGAGGCUCCACCUGGACUUCGGCUCAGCAGUGCCACUGCGGACCCGCGUGGAUCGCCAGCUCAUCCUGACCAACUGUUCCCCGAUACAGACCCAUUUUACCCUCAAGUUUGAGUACUUUGGGAGCCCUGCAAACAGCCUGCGCCAAAAACCCAGCCUCCCCGACAUGCCUCCUGCCCUGCUGAAGAUGGCUCGGAUGCGGGAGCUCUUGGCCAAGCGAGAGCAGCUGGAGUUUAUGGAAAGCAUGCUGUCCCACGGGAAAGGAGCUGCCUUCUUUCCCCACCUCUCCCAGGGCAUGCUGGGGGCUCACCAGCAGCUUGGCAUUGACCUCACAGCCUGUGCAAACAUGUGGGGCGAGUACUGGGACAGCCUCAUCUGCACAGUGGGAGACCUGCCUCCAGCGGUCAUCCCGGUGCACAUGGCGGUGGUGGGCUGCCCCAUCAGCUCCCACAGGACCACCCACUACACCACUGACCAGGUCCAGAAGGAGCCUGUUGUCAGGUUCGGCACCCGGGUCUCUGGAGGAGACACAGUCACCCGGAUCCUUCGCCUGAGUAAUUCCAGCCCCUGUGACAUCCGCCUGGACUGGGAGACCUACGCUCCAGAGGACAGGGAGGACCGGUUGCUGGAGCUGCUGGUGUCCUAUGGACCACCCUUCCCGCUGCGGGACCAAGCUGGGAACGACCUCCUGUGCCCUGAGACCCCUGAGAGCAGCAGCUCCUUCUGGUCCCCAAGUCCCUCUGACGUGUCCAAGUUCGGCCGUGAAGCUGCCCAGUCUGCUGAGGGCGGCUCCAGUGCCAGCACCUCCCAGGAAAUCAUCUCGGUCACCCUGCAGGGGCGCGAGGGGGUGCCCUCUGACCAGCUGUUCUCCAUCAGCCCCAAGCAGGUGGUGGUCCCCGCAGGGGGCAGCAGCACCAUCCGCAUCUCCUUCACACCCGUGGUCCUGGACCCCGACGUCCUGCACAAGGUGGAGUGUACUGGCUCCGCCCUGGGCUCCAUGAGCUUGGAUGACGAGGUGGAGAGGGAGCUUCCGGGGAGGAGGCGCCGCCUGCAGGGCUCGGCUGUGGGACCCGUGAGGCUGCACCUGCACGGCUACGUGAGGCCCGCGCAGCUGAGCGUGGAGCUGGACUCCGGCGGCAGCAUGGUGUUCUGGCACCGGGCCAGUGACCUCAUCCCCGAGCAGCGCUGUGCUGGGGUGCUGAGUGAGCUGGUGACCACCCACCACCUGAAGCUGACCAACACCACGGAAAUCCCACACUACUUCCGGCUCCUGGUCUCCAGGCCCUUCUCUGUUUCUCAAGAUGGGGUGAGCCGCAGCCACAGGGCUCCCGGCCCCAGCUGGAAGCAGGAGAGCAAGGAGGGCACAGCAGCAGCCAGCAAGCAGCUGGUACUCUACCCACAGGAGAACAUGCUGGUGAACGUGUCCUUUUCCCUCUCCCUGGAGCUGCUCUCCUAUCAGAAGCUCCCGGCUGACCAGAUGUUGCCUGGAGUGGACAUUCAGCAGAGCGCGAGUGGAGAGAAACAGAUGGUCUUCACUCAGAAUCUGCUUCUGGAGUACAGCAACCAGACCACUCAGGUGGUGCCCCUGCGGGCCGUCGUGGCCAUGCCCGAGCUGCAGCUCUCCACCAGCUGGGUGGACUUCGGGACCUGCUUCGUGAACCAGAGCCGCGUCCGGGAGGUCUACCUGCUGAACCUGAGCGGCUCCCGGAGCUACUGGGCCGUGUUGACAGGGUCUCCCCAAGCAGCGGGCUGCUGGAGGCACGACCGGUCAACGCACCCCCCACCUCCGUCCCCCUCCAGGUUUCCUUCACUGCCAGGUACGGCCCUCCCAGCCUCGCUGGUGCUGCCUCUGGAGCCCUGGCCCAGGGCCCCCUCCUCAUCUCAGCCCCUGCUCCCCACAGGAGCUGUGAGCUGUACGAGUCCACGCUGGUGGUGGAAGGCGUGCUCGGUGAGAAAUCCUGCACCCUGCGGCUCCGGGGCCGAGGCUCGUACGACGAGAGAUAUGAGUCACCCUACUAGCUCUGAGCCUCUACCCUCAACCCCCAAUACUGGAAAUAAACACGGCCCAGAGCUAUGGAGCAGGUUUACUGGGCAAGGGCACCUACUGGAGGACCUCUGAACAGCUCCUGGGAUGGAGGGGACCCCCACCCCCGCCAACCACCACCCACCACCACUUCCAGGCCCUGUGUCCUCAGAGCUAAUACAAAGGGUCGCCACCUGUGGAGACCAGGGCAGU